This is a messenger RNA of Osmia bicornis bicornis, 1785 nucleotides long. RefSeq names its product early nodulin-75 (gene Cpr100A). Gene Ontology annotation, cellular component: chitin-based extracellular matrix. Bases 32 to 757 code for a protein of 241 amino acids. The record is from RefSeq and is a predicted model, not a curated record. The transcript is spliced from 3 exons. NCBI's taxonomy places the organism in Eukaryota, Metazoa, Arthropoda, Insecta, Hymenoptera, Megachilidae. Gene Ontology annotation, molecular function: structural constituent of chitin-based larval cuticle.
CAUCGCCUCACGUUGUUGUUGUCACUCCAUUAUGGAUACUCUAUUCACCCUGUUAAUCUGCACUGUCACACUAAUAUCGUGUCAAUCAUCGAGUGGUCAACACCAACCACCGCAACAGGCAGCAAUUUUAAGUGAUGCGAGAUAUUUAGCCGGAGACGGAACUUUUGGCGCCGCUUAUUCGCAAGAGGAUGGCGUGGAAUUCAAAGAGGAAAGCGACGUUUACGGAAAUCGUCGUGGGUCUUACUCCUACGUUGAUCCGACGGGUCAAAGACGUACGGUGUCCUACACUGCUGGUAAAAAUGGUUUUCAGGCUACUGGAGAUGGUAUCCCUGUUCCACCUCCGCAAGUUCCACCUCGACCGGAAUAUGAGCCUCUGCCACAGUACAAUCCACCUGAUUAUCAACCACCAAGAUACAAUCCACCUAAUUAUCAAUCACCAAGAUACGACCCGCCUCCACAGCAGUAUCAACGUCCAAGUCAACCAGUUUACGAACCUCAGCCUCAGCCUCAACCUCAACCUCUACCUCAACCACAACCUGUGUAUCAACCUCAGCCGCAAUAUCAGUACAAACCUGAACCCGAAUUUCAAUCUAUUCCUUCAUAUCACAACCCCAGACCACAGUAUCAACCCCCUGCAAGGCCAUUGCCACAAUACAACGCCAUUACAACACCACCACCUCGAAGAUUUUAUCCACCAGGGAAACUGAGUUUUAAUAGGACUCCAGAUGGCUACUCGUACACCUUCAGUAAAAGUUAAGUCAGAAAUUAUAUUUAAACACUUCAAGCUGACACCCAAGCAUAAAUUUGUAUUCAUCAAAAUUUUUACGAAGUAUACUUUAUAGAAAUCAAUUAUUAACCCUUUUGAUGUGGUGGAUGUCAGCUAGGAAAAGUUACCCUGUUCUAAUUAUUAGUUAUUAGGGUAGCUUUGAUAUAUAAUAUAUAAAAAAGACACGAAUUUAGUCGUCAAUCUAAUAAUUGUUAAUUUAUUACUUCUUAAUUUAUCUAAAAUUUAUACCUCUGUAAAAAUCUGAUGAAUAACAUUGAUGGAAAUGAUUAUUGGAUACUGAAUUAUUCAUGCGUAUGCAUUUAUAAUUAAGAGAUUGUGGGUUAGUAGAGCCUUGUCCAUAAUCUUAUCACAAGGUGUACAAGAGGGAACAAGUUGAACUUCCUGGAAGAAGGCUAUACGAAUUUUACACAAAUUCCUCUUUAGAAAUGUGAUAAAUUAAUUAAUGCAUUUUCCUGAUUAAUUAAAAGAAAUGUCUUCUUUCGUUUGUGCUUUCAUUGGUUGAACACACAACAUCACAAUAAUACAAUAUUUACAAAAUAUCAUAAUUUGAUAAUGUAUCUCAAUUGUCGUCAUCUUUAUUGCAAAAUUCAUAAUGAAAUUUAAUUUAUUAUAAUUUUCCACUUCAUUCAAUUAUAAUCAAUUAAGCAGAAAAAUGAUUCUCCUUAAAAUAAAUUAUAUGUUUGGUAUUUUGUAAAUGGUAGUCAGUGGGAUUUUCUUGGUUGACGCCCUGCGUUUUGCAUAAUAAUUUCUUUUAUAAAUGUGACCACGAUCCCGCGCACUUUGGGGUCACGUUACUUUCAUUCAGCAACCUUUGGCGUUCUCCAGGCUAUCGCAACAAACUGGAGGAUCCCACGAUCUAAAAAGGAGGAUACGUGAUCGUAACCUGAUCCAUAAAUCACUAUGAAUCAAUCAGAUACAAGAACUUGUAAAAUCCUCACAGUGAUUAUUGCGUUUAAUGAAAUAUAAUUUAAUUAUUGUGUAUUUUAUCAAUUUUGUAG